GUCCAGAGCCUCGAAAGGCUGCCGGCGGUAAUUUUGUGCCCGCGACAGGGUGGGCUGUGCACGACACAAGCGUUAAGGGUACGCCUUUCGUGAGGUUGUGUGAAAAGCGAGGAUUGCUGAUUGAUGAGCUGACCCAAGAUUUCCAACUUACUGCAGGGGAGGAGCUAAAGAUAACCUUACUUUAUAACCCCACUCUCAUUCUGGUAGAAGUCUUUUUAUUUUUCUGAUGAACUCUCCUUAACUCACAAUGCACCCGCACUUGGCUCCUCAUUUGCACACUGAGGAAUGCAACGUUGUCAUUCGGAUGCUGAGGGAGUGCCACAAAGAGCACUACUUCUUGAAAUUUUUUGGGCACUGCAGUGAUCUUGACAGAGAAAUGAAAAAAUGCUUAAAGAAAGAGUAUGAAGAAAAGAGAGCCAAGAAUUUCCGACAACAUGAGGAAUGGCUAAAGAAAUGGAAGAAUCCUGAACUCUAGCAGCUGGUGUUGUGACUGGUGGCAGAUCAUACAAACAGGAUGGUACAUCGCACUUUAAUGCAGAAAACUAUUUAAUAUGAAUACAUAAUCAUAAUUAGGGAUACUGUAAUACAAAUAAAAAAUAAAAAUUGUAAUAAAAAUGGC
Varanus komodoensis (Komodo dragon) is the source of this 619-nucleotide messenger RNA. RefSeq names its product C-X9-C motif containing 2 (gene CMC2). The coding region runs from base 248 to 475 and encodes 75 amino acids. Gene Ontology annotation, cellular component: mitochondrion. The transcript is spliced from 5 exons. The record is from RefSeq and is a predicted model, not a curated record. NCBI's taxonomy places the organism in Eukaryota, Metazoa, Chordata, Lepidosauria, Squamata, Varanidae.